Messenger RNA from Somion occarium, 942 nucleotides. NCBI's taxonomy places the organism in Eukaryota, Fungi, Basidiomycota, Agaricomycetes, Polyporales, Cerrenaceae. The record is from the annotation of a GenBank genome assembly.
AAGCCUUCUAACCCAUACAGAUUUCGGAAGUCUUUAUGCUGAUUAGGCAUCAUUUACCACCGCAAUUCCACCGCUCAUUACUGUGGGCUCGCUUCCAGCAUCUGUGAUACUUUCGGAAGCCAACGUUAACCCAACCAUGGAGUCCUUCGUCUAUGUAUAGACUUCUAAUUUUCAUCAUGUACAGUAUAAGGGCCUCAAACCGUGACUACAGUCUAGCUGCGAUAGCACUAGCCUGAUUCAUCCAUCAUGUCCACAAAACUCACAAUACAAACAUAGUUCAGGCCAGUGCAGAAUCCCAAGUCCAGCAUAAAACGUUCAAUUUUCUACUCCAGAUGUUUCUCAAAGUCUCUCAGCCCUUCGUGACAGUCAAUGCUGCACUACCCUCAGGAUGCAAGCUUCUUGUAACCGGAGCCAAUGACUUGGUUGCAGCCUGGGUAGUCCGAGAGCUCUUAGAGAACGGUUUCCUAGUUCGUGGCACCAUUCGUUCCGACGCCAAAGGAAUAUAUCUACGAAAGCAAUUUGCGUCCUAUGGUGAUGGACUCGAGAUUGCUGUUGUACCUGACAUCGAGAGGGUGCAUUUCACGAGACAGUCAAGGAUGUCGAUGCCAUCGAGUAUACAAUAUACAGCCUCCCCUUAUCGGUUUGAUGCAGAGAAUCCUAAAGAGUUGAUCGAUCCCGCCGUAAGGGUUACUACGAGCAUCUCACAUAGUGCAAUGAAGCAUGGUUCGGCGAGUGGUCAUCACCUCGUCUUGUGCUGCUGUACGUCGAAACCCUGGGGAAGGAUGCUCCCGAAUCAUAUGAAAUAUUCUGCUUCAAAGACUUUGGCCGAGAAAGCUGCGUGCGGAUGCUAUAACCAGAAUAAAGAGAAGUUGGAGUGGGACUUGAUCACGUUAUGCCCGCCCGCGAUACUUGCCUCAUAAUCAAUGAAACGGCGGACCUACC